AUGGCUGCCUUCAACUCGAUGCCGGUAAUGAAUGCCACCCCGGCACAAAACGACACAAUCGCCAUGAACCACGCCCGCCAGUCCAUGACCAUGGACGCUUUUGACCAGGACCUCAGCGGCUUCGACGAAGCCCUCAUUCGGCACCAUCCCGUGACCAAUGACUACCUCAGUGCUCACCUCUCAAACAGUGAUACCGGCCCCCUUCCCACGCUGCCCUUCACACCUUCUUAUGACUUUGACAACUUUGCGACGACGUUCGAGGAUCCCUUUUCUUACUCAACCCGCCAGUAUGAGCCCACCCCCCAUCAGGAUAUCCUCAACGAGGACGCUUCCCCGCAGGACCUUGACAAUAAACUCCUCGGCUUCUCCGACCCUGUCAUGAGCACCACAAUUGUCGACGACUCUGGACAAUUCGCCGACACGACCAUGGCCGCCGAGCUCUACGGCAUGUUCUUCGUAGCUGAGGAUGUCUUUGGCGGUGAAACCACUGGCCGCCCGCUCGAGUUGACCUGCUACCGCCGCAACCUCUGGCAAUGCGCCGGCCAGAUUACCCUAUCCCGCGCCAUUUCUCACAUCAUCGAUGAGCAAGGCCGUCAAGUCCCUCUAGUCGAGCUCUUCGCCUCCAUCAAUGCCAUUGAAUCGAUCGAAGGCAAAGGCACGGAAAUUAUAUCCAUUCCAUGGAAGAGCUCUAAUCCGCAGGCUGGCGAGGACAGCAAAAUCGCCACUGCCCCACCCAACGUCAACAUAGACUUGUCCGCCGGCCAAGAGUUGGAUGCCAACCGUGUGUCCAUUCCUGUCUCGUGGAAGAGACUCCAGUUCAAACAUGCAACCGCCAACAACGGGCGCAGAAAGGGCUUGCAGCAACAUUAUGUCGUCCAGAUCAGUCUCCUCGGCAAGACUAAGAAUGGAGAAACCAUCAAGAUUGCCGAAAUCCAGUCUGGACCCGUCAUCGUCCGCGGCCGUAGUCCUAGAAAUUUUGACAGUAGAAAAGACGUGCCUCUGUCCGGAGACAAGAGACUGGAAAGGAAGAACACAUCCAGCUCCGAUGGAAACGCACUGAAAGUCGAAAGGGAGCACCUCCAGGCCGCCAUGCAGAGAUACCAGUCCAUGCCCGGACCUGUAAUAGCAAACCCCAACGAUUGGGCAACUUCCCAGCCCGUGGCCCAGCCAAGGGAAAGUCCUCACCCGGCGAAACGAAUGGCUCUGUCGCCAACCGUAAGCAAGCCACCAGUACCACCAUGGAACCCUGAUGCGCCACGAACAGCGUCCGGCCACCGCGGCUCCAUGUCGCGGCCGCGCGAGGCCGGCGCGCCCAUCAACCUGUCCCUCUCCGAGGACGAAAGAAGUCCCAACCGGUCAAGCGCCGAGCUGCAGAGCCCGAAGCUCGGUAAAUCGCACCCAGCGGUCGGACAACACGCCGCCAGCAGCCCAACAGAGGAGGCGGACCCGUUAUACGAGUACUUUCCGCUCAGUGUAGACGAUUGGAUGCCGCCAGUAGACGCCGUGUACAGACCCCACGUAGUGCACCACACAUAUGAGCCCAUCGAAAUUUUCGAGGCCAAGCGCGGUAAAGCGAAGCGAUACUUUUUGGCAGAUUGA
Messenger RNA from Cordyceps militaris CM01, 1599 nucleotides. RefSeq names its product acid phosphatase (PhoG). The transcript has 4 exons. The record is from RefSeq and is a predicted model, not a curated record. Gene Ontology annotation, biological process: positive regulation of transcription by RNA polymerase II; meiotic cell cycle. Lineage: Eukaryota; Fungi; Ascomycota; Sordariomycetes; Hypocreales; Cordycipitaceae. Gene Ontology annotation, cellular component: nuclear chromosome. The coding region runs from base 1 to 1599 and encodes 532 amino acids. Gene Ontology annotation, molecular function: DNA-binding transcription factor activity; DNA binding.